Messenger RNA from Darwinula stevensoni, 814 nucleotides. The record is from the annotation of a GenBank genome assembly. Lineage: Eukaryota; Metazoa; Arthropoda; Ostracoda; Podocopida; Darwinulidae.
AGCAUGCUCCAUCUGUUACAAGUCUCAAGUUUACAUUGAGGCUAAGUGAUGAAUGCUUCGGUAGUGCUGAGGCCUCUGGUUAGAACCAGUCUCCGACUGCCAUGCCUCAUUCCAAAUUCGGUAUCUUUCUGUGCUACCUCAUCUCAUGAAGUGGGUUCCAAUAAGUUUUUUGAAGAGGCUUUGUCCAAGAACAAGGUGGUUGUCUUCAUGAAAGGUGUUCCUGAUGCCCCCAAAUGUGGCUUCAGCAACGCUGUUGUGCAGAUCCUUCGAAUGCAUGGAGUAAACUAUGACAGCUAUGAUGUGCUUGCUGAUGAGCGCAUCCGCCAAGGUGUGAAGGAGUAUUCCAGUUGGCCAACCAUCCCUCAAGUAUUCAUAGGAGGGGAGUUUGUAGGUGGAUGUGAUAUCAUCCUCCAGAUGCAUCAAAAUGGAGAUCUGAUUGAGGAACUAAAAAAAGCAGGCAUCACAUCCACACUCUUGGAAAAAGACCCAAAAAGCCACUAAAUCCAAAGAUGGUGAAUAAUGCCUUCUCUGUGUAACUUUCACAGUAUAGGUGAGGAUUGCCUCUAGGUUUUAUGAAGGUCAUAUGAAUACUGUGUCAUAUUCUUGAUGUUAGGCAAGUGAUGUGGCCAGGUAGAUUGUUUACAAUAAAUCUUCCAUAUAUUUCCUGAUUUCAUUUCCCAUGAUGAUUUUGGCUUUAUGGCUGUGAUCACGAGUGCAGUUGACAAUUGAAUCUUUUGAGGCAGGCUCAACAUUUUCACAGCUUGUUUUUCAUCUAUCAUGAGAUAUAUGAGGAAUAAAUAAUUCUGACUUUUCA